Drosophila ficusphila is the source of this 755-nucleotide messenger RNA. RefSeq names its product actin-related protein 2/3 complex subunit 3-B (gene Arpc3B). The transcript has 3 exons. Bases 115 to 639 code for a protein of 174 amino acids. Gene Ontology annotation, cellular component: Arp2/3 protein complex; cytoskeleton. Gene Ontology annotation, biological process: Arp2/3 complex-mediated actin nucleation; regulation of actin filament polymerization. Lineage: Eukaryota; Metazoa; Arthropoda; Insecta; Diptera; Drosophilidae. Gene Ontology annotation, molecular function: actin filament binding. The record is from RefSeq and is a predicted model, not a curated record.
UGGCCGUUUGCUCAACUUCAAAAAGAUAACGUUUUCACAUCCCUAAGAAGUACUGAUAAAAAGUUUAUUUUUAUUUUUCGUUUACUUUUAACGGUGAAAGAAAAAAUCAUACAAAUGCCGGCCUUUCACUCGGAGAUUGAGGAAUUCCAAGGAUCAGUGGGCAAUAUGGCCAUUUUGCCAUUGCGUACACAAAUCCGGGGACCAGCACCCAACGUUGAUAUUCCCAACGAUAUCAUCGAUGAGUCACUGUACUACUGGAAGGCAAACAUUUUCUUCCGUACAUACGAAGUUAAGUCGGAAGUGGACCGGGUGCUUAUCUAUAUAACGCUGUACAUAACCGAGUGUUUGAAGCGUUUGGCCCGCUGCACAAGCAAAGCACAGGGCCAGCAGGAGCUAUAUAGCCUGGCCAUCUCGCGGUUCGAUCUGCCCGGCGAUCCGGGAUUCCCCCUGAACGGCAUAUACAUCAAGCCCGAGGAUCCGGAGGUGAUGCGCCAGUACUUCCUGCAGCUGCGCCACGAAACCGGAACGCGACUGCUGGAAAAGGUCUUCGAUACACCGGACGACAAGCCCAGCAAGUGGUGGAUCUGCUUCGCCAAGAAGAAGUUCAUGGAGAAAAGUCUUUCCGGACCGGGAAUGUAAAUCUAUCCUUCUUUCGACUGCCUAAAUUUUAGACCUUUAGACUUUUUUAUACUGCCCAUUGUGAAUUUACCAAUGCAAAAUUUUAACAAAUAAACACGCCAAAUUAAUGAAACUUA